UUGACCACCCUUAAGUGCCCGGUUGCAAUUCAAACUGGGGUCCUAGUGAUGGAAGGUGAGGAAAGAUACCACUACGCCAACCCGAACACCUUUAACAUUAUUUAUCGGAUAUGAAUACAUACAUGUAGAACUUGCCCACGAAUCAUGCACGCCUCAACCCACUCAGAGUGUGACCAAGUCUUAUUAUAUCCUCCGGAAAUCCUCAUCUAUUUUUUCAAUUAAAUUGGCCUUUGGAAAUUAAAGAUCCUGUUUAAUUCAAGAAUCUAUAAUGCAUUCUUAAAUUCAGUUUAAACUAAUUACUCCUCUAUUUUUGUCUUUAUUUAAUUUUGUAUAGCAAAAGUCUGUAGUUGAAUUUUGUUUUAUAGUUAGCAUGGCAUGUAUACAGUACAUUUCCAUUCCAUCACUCAGAAUAUACCUGUUAACUAAACCCUCAUACAUAUUCAGAUUAAGCUCCUCUAAUUGGCCGCAGUAAGCCCCGCCCUUAUGACCUUUUAUGGUCGUCCGUGUGACUGAAUACAUUUCAUGCACACACACACACAGCGGAGAGCCGGCUUGGCUUGAGUGAGAUUAAAUGCAGCAGGCAGUGUAAAGGAAACCCAUGGGUAGUUGGCACGGAUACAGAUCACUACAGCGUCUGCCUCCAUUCACGGUACAUGAGGAGGACUAUAGUACACACGGAGACAUCCAUGGCCGACAGUUUAUCCAAUCAAGAGAAAGCGGCUAUAUGUAUUCAGUCUUACUUCAGAGGUUUCAUCGCGCGCAAGAAAUAUGUGGAAAUUCUCUACGAUCAGUUUAACAAGGAGGAGGAGUGGCGAGCAGCAAGGACACAGAGACAGGUAGAGGAAGGAGAACUACUCAUUGAAAAUCACAAGUUAGAGGUAGAGUUUGAGGAGAAUCACUGUGUACGUCGUAAUAAACUCCAACGAUUCACUACAAAUGUAAUCACGAUCCAACGAGCCUGGAGACAGUUCAGACGAGGAAAGCUGAAGACAUCCCCACCGCGUCCCUCUACAGACUCUGACCCAGAUCAUCACCAUAGCAACGGAGGAGGAGGAGGCAGCCACAACGAGGAUGAGAAUGAUGAUGAUGAUGAUGAGAACACGGAUGCCAAUGGUAACAGGAGGGAAGAAGCAAGAGAUGGGAGCUUAAGGGAAGGGGACAACCACGUAAAGAGACCCAGCGGACCAAGUGUCGACGGGAAAACUCACCAGGAGGAAACUUCUUCUCCUCUGGACUGGGUCCCGGCAGAGCCAGAUAACAGCCUUGUCAACAUGACAUCGGCUCAACGCUCCAAGGCAAAACAGGCCAUGCUCCAGGAUCUCGGAAGCAGUGUGGAGCUCGAUGACAAUCAUCAGGUCUACGAAUCCUCCCCGGAAAUAACCGAUAAGAAAAAGAACCGUCUCAGCUUAGCCGAGGAGUUUGCAGCUGCCAUGGAUGAGGACGACGGGAUGACCGGAGACGUGGCGGACUGCGAAGAUUCCGACCCCAAUGACAGCGAGCUUGAGAGUUCAAGCUGUGCAACGACACCGGAGUGGGAUAUUUGUGAUAAGGAGACUAGGAGAGAGGACUCAGAACUGUUCCUUGAGGUACCGACCCUAGCCCUCCUCGCUGAUGACUUAAGAAGCAAAUGCAUGCUCCGUGGCAAGGAGACCAACCCAAGUACUAUGCAAGAUAAACAAAGUAUUCCCGACCCAAACAAAAACUACGGUAUUUUAGAGUCCGAUCCCAAUGCAAACAAUGUCGCGUUGGAGCGAUGUGAGCUGACUGGAGGAACAAAACGUAAAACAAACUCACAAAGUAGGGAUAAGAAACGGAACGUUGAAUGCCAGGAUGAGGUACUGAGAACUGUUUCCUUUCCUAAUAGGACCGUAGGAAGUCACCCAGUGACUCAUAGUAAAGUACAAAGGUGCGCUAGUGCAGACUGCAGAGAGUCUGAGGUUAAGAAACCGUUCCAUGGAGGUGGUGUCUUACCAUGUGGUAAGGAACAGGACUUAGUGUGUGUUGAACCUACCAUGCCUGUAUUGGAUUGGGAGUCAUUAGAGAAACAUUUAGCCAAGAUGGAAAAAGAGGAAGAACAGCAAAGUUAUAAACAGACACAAAAACACUCCCGCCAAGCAAUUUUACGUAAACUAGCCAUGGGUACGGACGAUGAGGCAGAAGGAGACAUUUACGGAAAGAGUAAAGAUAAGUUAUCCACCAGACUCCAGAGUGGUAUGAACUUACAGAUCUGUUUUGUGAACGAGCCUGCCGAUGGUUCCGAUUUAGAGGAGGAUAGUCCAAGGAUUCUAGCGGCGGAGGAGGGCACGAGGAAAGAGAGUCAUAUAACGAAUCGUUUUGGGAGAGUAACAGGGGCGACAAGGUUAGGAGGAGCUGGAAUCAGACUGAGUAGAGAGAGUAGUAAUUCGAGCGCUACGUCAAAGGCACCAUCAGUCAAGUUUGAAGAUGAGGAGGAUUUUGAAACGAAACAGGCUCGUCUCCAAGAUGAAGCCCGCAUGGCUCUGGCGAGAGCAGAACCUCUAGCCAGAAUGCAGAUGGAGUUUGAGAGACAACAAAGAAAAAAGUCACCGGUAACUGAAUUGGCUGGUGUAUCGGGAAUGACAGAUAUAUCCGACAGGUUAUAUGGCAAGAAAUUCACCCAACGAGCACUCAAGAAUAUGUCCGUCAGUAAGCUACAGUUUGUGGUUAACGACCUUCACUCACAGAUCGAAAGUCUUAAUGAGGAACUUGUACAGUUAUUAAUAAGGAGAGAUGAGUUACAGAUGGAGCAGGACUCAAAACUCAUCGACAUCGAGGACCUGACAAGGUGGAUUCGCAUGAACAUGCAACAGAACAACAACAACAACAACACCAUCAUUAGUAAACAGCCGCUGGAAAACGGCCGCAAGCGUCAAUACGAGACCCUCCUGAAGCUCCUAGGGAGCACACUACCCGUCAGUAGGAAAUGCUUCUGUGGUAUAAGUCGUAGUUCAUCCGUCGUGUCCAGUCGGUCAGCAUCAAGUCCUGAAAUCCAAGAGAUGGUGUCCAGCCCUCUCAGUUCACAGACGUCCAUCUGUCGGUCAGCGUCCAGUAUGAGUAUAAACGAGAGUAGAGCGUCCAGUCCCGAAAUGACGUGGGUGCGACAAGCAAUGAUCAAAUACUGGUAUAACUGACACUGCUCUGAACUUUGACCUUAUGUCACCAUUUGACAUCGGACAACUUCAAUCUGUCGGUCAGCGUCCAGUAUGAGUAUAAACGAGAGUAGAGCGUCAAGUCCCGAAAUGACGUGGGUGCGACAAGCAAUGAUCAAAUACUGGUAUUACUGACACUGCUCUGAACUUUGACCUUAAUGUCACCAUUUGACAUCGGACAACUUCAAUCUGUCGGUCAGCGUCCAGUAUGAGUAUAAACGCGAGUAGAGCGUCAAGUCCCGAAAUGACGUGGGUCCGUCAGGCAAUGAUCAAAUACUGGUGUAACCUAUGGUAUAACUGACGCUGCUCUGAACUCUGGCCUUUAAUGUCAACGUUUGACCUCAGACAGCUUGUUUGAUAAAGGGAUUGAUAAAGGGACAUUGUAAAUGCUAUAAAUAAUUCCACUUUCUUGUUACUUGUGUUUCACAAUGGGUCUAUAACACGCAUGACCUAGGUCAUUUCAUGUAUGACCCAGGUCAAUGAGUCAAUUACACUACAUGAUUCAGAUAUCUGCCAGGUAUAAACUGUACAUACAAUCUCAUAAAAGCCUUUGCUUUUGUUCAUAAAAUGUUGGGACACAAGGUCAUGUGAUACCUGCUAUCUGAGUUACACCCUACCCCUAACACCAACAGGGCCCAAUUUCAUAAAGCCGUUAAGCAGAAGAAGAUGCCUAGCAGGAAACCAGUCACAUGUACAUUACAUUAUAUUUUGGUUGGUAACCUGUUUCUGCUAAGCAAGAUUUUUCCACGCUAAGCAUUUUGGGGGUUUUACCAGCUUUAUGGAUUGGUGCCUGGAUUGUAAAGAUGUAUAUGAAAUAACUUAAGGUCCUAUGAUCAGUUGUUAAUAUUAAGUAUAUGUACGACUCAUAAUGGCUUAUAUUAUGCAGUUUUUAUAUGAAUUUAUUUUUUUGAAAGCAGAAUUCCAUAGCGUUGUCCUCAUCUGUCCAUAUAAUUGUCUUGGGUUUUAAAGAGAGUAAUGAUUUUUGUCUUGGGAUAAGAAACCUAGCAACAACAUCUUUCAACAAAUUCUUUCUCUUGCCCUCUGUAAAUUCUUAUUUGAUCCACAAUUUCUCUCUAUGAAACAAAACUGUCUGUCAGAUUUUGACUAAAUCAGUAUGAGACAGGGCUCGAAGACUACAGGGCUUGUUGCUUAGAGUUUUUGCUAGACCAGAAUAAGUUUGAAAUACUAGAAUCAAAAUGAGAAAGAUGUAAAAAGACUGGACUAAAACACCUAAAAGCUGUUGGGUUUACCAAAAGCACUAAAAAAGAUUUGUAUCUUUUGUCUAAUUGGUAAGAGAACUUCCAUACUCAACAAAAUUGAUGAAUUAUCAGACUCAAAAUCAACAUUUGAACACAACUGUUUAAAUUACAGAUACCACAGUGAAUUGAAAAAUACUUAGGACUGCCUGAAUUUUAUGAUUGUACUGGAUAGCCUGAUGCUAAAAUCACUGGCCCCUAACCUGCCGUCCGGAUUAAAUUUCUAGCCCUGUAACCUCCUCUGACAGUCAUAAAGGCAGGGUAUACUUUUGGUAAUUGUAAAAGACUAGUAUCCUCACAAUACAUACAUUCACUGUACAAAUCUAUCUGAAUGUCCAAUGUCCAAUAUGAAACUAACUUAACUGUCAUCCCGGAUUAAUUUUUUUGAUCUUGACUGGCUCCCUUCUUAUUUUUGGGGGCUUGUCGGAUAAAUUUGCCAGGCAAUAUUAUCUGAGAAGCAGUUAGAUAUUGGGCUUGUUUAAAGAAAAAAUAGAGUAUAGGCGCAUGUAAAAAAUAAAAGAAGAAAUUAUUCUUGAAAUGUAGAAUUAAGUAUAAUGAAUGUAAGACAUCCAUGCAUAAGAAACAAUAAAUGGCCCUAAACCAGCCCCUACUUUAAUUUUAUUUUAUCUUAAAGUUAUAUAUUUCUUGAUAAGUUCCAUUUCGUCUUCCAUCAUGAAUUUAAAUUGUAGUUAUUUUAUGUAAAUAUCAUCAUGUUUUUGAUAAUCUUCCCUGUCUGCUUUACAUAUUUCAAUUUUCUGACAAAUAGUGUGACCUGAGUUUGAUGGAUUCAGUUCUGCCACAGCCAAACCAACCAUGCUAAGCAUGGAGACAGGCAUACCAAUCUUAUCGAGAAUCCAAAGAUUUGCCUGAGUUUGAUGGAUUCAGUUCUGCCACAGCCAACCAACCAUGCUAAGCAUGGAGACAGGCAUACCAAUCUUAUCGAGAAUCCAAAGAUUUGCCCGAGUUUGAUGGAUUCAGUGCUACCGCAGCCAAACCAACCAUGCUUAGCAUGGAGACAGGCAGACCAAUCUUAUCAGAGUCUACAGAUUUUGUCUGAUUUUGAUCGAUUCAGUAGUGCAGUCAAACCAACCAUGCUUAGCUAUACAGCAUCGAGCCAUGCAUUCCAAUCUUAUCAGAGUCUAAAAGGUUUUGCCGAGUUUGAUGGAUUCAUGGACCAGGUUUGCCAACUGUAUUGCAGUCACAGGUUUUUACGAGGGAUUCUGAAGAAUUCAGAAAGGCUCUGUGUAUGAUAAUGGUGUUUCAGGGUCAAGUAAAUGUACGACUUGUCAAAUUAUAAAGUUUCUGAGAAGACAAACUCUCCCAUUCGGAAUGAAAGGAUUCUAAUCUGGGUAAAAAAAAUCCCAUUUGGGCGAGUUUAGGUCGCAAUGACUUUGAGCUAUACCUCUCAGCCAAUGAAGUUUCUGAUAAGAUGAACUCUACCAUUUGGAAUAAAAUUAUUCCAAUCUUGGUAAAGCAUUCCAGUUGGGGGGUUUAGGUUGUAAUGACUCCAAGCUUUAUUAAUACUGCAUUUUAACAAGCAUCCAUGUUGAUAUAACACUCCAUACUAUGAAAUUCAGGCUGCCACCAUCUUGUCUUGUUUCCUUUGUGAAUGAAGGAUAAGGAGUACAGAAUCUCAUUCCUACAAAAAAGGCGCUGGCCUAUUAUCCCUACAAGCCUCGUUUUGGUUACACAUUGGUAUGCAUGGGAGAAAUAACAAGAUGGCGGCUCUGUGAUCAAGGUGUAUUGUAUACUAAUGUAUUGACUGGACACAUUAACAAUGUUAAUCUCAUCAGCACUGUUCUACUGCAGGCUUCAGCACCACAUGCCUUGUCACGCAGGGCACUAUUUAAAGGCCAGUUGGGGGCAACCAACUGCACUGCAUGCAUAAGGACCACGUUGGACUGCUUUUUACAUAAGUUCACUUCACAUACUUUGUAGGGAUAGAUAUUACAGUUUCAUUCUCAUCUUAAACAUUGAUUUCUACACUAGAAUGGCAAUCAUUUAAUGUAUGACGAUCUUAGGCGUACAACCCCAACCUUGUCCCCAUGGUUUACUUUAUUUUCAACCAUGUUUACAAUAGUAAACCCUGAGAUGGAAACUCCUUACUUGGACACCGAUUGGACAACGACUUUACAAUAUUAGAAUAAUGUUCCAUAUUCAUAGGUACAGCCAGCCGCCGGCAACCAAAAACGUACAAACAAGCUAUUAAAUCUGGUAGCGAACUAUGAGAUUAUGACGAAGAUGUGAAUUUCAAAAAGUAGCCAGACUAUUUGAAUUUGCAUGCGUAUCCAAAAAUUUUGGAUAUGCAAAUGAUCCAAUACUUGGGCGAGAGAGCGGUCAACUUUGUAACCGCUCGACACACCCUGGGGACGAGGUUGGUACAACCCCCCUUGUUGGGUUGAAAGGGGAUGGGCAACUGCAAUCCAAAUUGUGGGCAAAACAGUCACAAACACUAGACUGCAAGAAGAAGCAAGUUUGGACGGACAGAGCAAAACUGGAAAUAUCAUCAAGAAGGGUUCCACCUUCUGUAAAACCUGAUAUCUACUUUGGACAGAGCAAAGAAUAUUUAGAACUUUUAAAAGAAAUAUGGAGGGAAACUCCAUUUUUGUGCAGGUGAUUUUUUGUGAAGUGAAAAUUGUCCAAGGACAUAUCAGUGUAAAUAUUUGUACACAUAAAGCCUGCUCGGUUUAUUUUUCUAUUCUUUUUGAGAUAAUUAUGCGCAUAUUUAGGGCAUUUUUGUUUUUGAAAAGUUAUGACAAUAAGUUAUUGUUAUGGUUAUGAUUAAUUUUGAUAUUAACUUUUGAUUUUUGUAUUAAUAAGCAUUUCAUUUAAGAAACCACUCCUACACUUCAAUCUUUUUGUCUUAAAUUUUGGUCACCGUUUGUAAAAACACAUGAAUACAAUUAUAAGUGUGCCAAAACUUCAGUUACUGCUUUUUUUUAAUUCUCUAUUCUCUAAUUCACACCUGUUUUAUUUAUUUAAAUAUAUAUAUAAUAUUGUCAUUGAUAUUUUUGUUAGAAAUUCACAACACAAUGAUUUAAAAUCAUUCAAUUUUUGAAAUUGACCAUUUUUGUAUACAAAAUAUAAUACACUAUCUAGACUUGUCCCAAAUUUCAUAUAGAGUAGUGAAGCCAAGAAUUAAGCUUAAAUUUAUUUGCUAAGCAAAAUUAAGCAGGGAACCAGUCAUAGUUUAUAUAUAAAUCCAUAUAUCACAUGGCAUUUUGGCUGGUAACUUGCUUAGCAGAUUAGAAUGUUUAGCAGCUAAAUGGAAUCAUUUUUACUACUCAUCAGCAAGAGAGUAAGGCAUAAAUCUGUAAAUUUUAAUUCUGAUAAUAUCAGCAACUGGGCAAGGCUACUUUGUAAACCUUAAUGCUGAUCAGCAAUUGGGUAAGUCUUGCCUGAACGAUAAUCAGCAAAUGGGCUAGGCCUAAUCUGUGAAUCUCAAAAAUACACGAGGCCUAAUCAUUAAACUUACAGCUUAUCAGCAAUUGGGCAAGACCUAAUUCAAAACCUUACUGCUGAUUAGCAAUUGGGCAAGACCUAAUUCAAAACCUUACAGCUUAUCAGCAAUUGGGCAAGACCUAAUUCAAAACCUUACAGCUUAUCAGCAAUUGGGCAAGACCUAAUUCAAAACCUUACAGCUUAUCAGCAAUUGGGCAAGACCUAAUUCAAAACCUUACAGCUUAUCAGCAAUUGGGCAAGACCUAAUUCAAAACCUUACUGCUGAUUAGCAAUUGGGCAAGACCUAAUUCAAAACCUUACAGCUUAUCAGCAAUUGGGCAAGACCUAAUUCAAAACCUUACUGCUGAUUAGCAAUUGGGCAAGACCUAAUUCAAAACCUUACAGCUUAGCAAUUGGGCAAGACCUAAUACAAAACCUUACUGCUGAUUAGCAAUUGGGUAUGUCCUGCCUUAAAUGAUGAUCAGCAAAUGGGCUAGACCUAAGUACAAAUCUGUACAAUUCCAAUAUAUAUAUACUCUAAAAAGUUAAAAACCUCUGGACAGAGUAAAACAAUAUUUUUAAAUGGUUAUAAAAGUAUAAAAUAAGCUUUUCCCUUAUGGUCAUGGCCUUAAAUCGUGUACUAAAUUUCCCUUUUUCAGAAAAAAUUUAACAACAAUAGUACAUCAUGGUUGUAAUUUACAAUUGGGAGGUUUGAGAAAACCUUGUUUUGAUUGAAUAAUAAAAAUCCAUUGUUUUCUGCAUCAA
Asterias rubens (European starfish) is the source of this 8629-nucleotide messenger RNA. RefSeq lists its product as uncharacterized. Gene Ontology annotation, cellular component: cell junction; plasma membrane. Bases 654 to 3149 code for a protein of 831 amino acids. Gene Ontology annotation, molecular function: protein binding. Gene Ontology annotation, biological process: positive regulation of hippo signaling. NCBI's taxonomy places the organism in Eukaryota, Metazoa, Echinodermata, Asteroidea, Forcipulatida, Asteriidae. The record is from RefSeq and is a predicted model, not a curated record. The transcript is spliced from 11 exons.